AUGGAAGUGUUGGAAGGAAGCCUUCAGCAAGUGGGAGUUGGGGAGUUGGCGAUUCUCACCAAUGGCUUUCAGCUUUUUCGAUCCAGCACAGCAAUGUUCGAGCAGCUGACGAAGCUUCGUGAGUUCGCAAAGGGAAACAAGGCACGCUUGGCAGCCGAAGAGUUUGACAAAUUCUGUGCCAAGGUCACCAAUGAAGGAUUUGAUGUCGCAUCGCUCAGCUUUGCUGAGUUGGACGUUUGCGUCUCAGAGAUGAAGGACAUGGAUGAAGACAAAUCCGUCAAGAUGGUUUCCUUGGUUCCUGUGGUAUUGAGAGCUUUGAAGCAUCAGGUCAACGCCAAUUCCAGCGACGGGGUAACUGCUGGCAGCAAAGCUGCAGAGAUUGUUGCCAAAAGGCUCAAGGCUGGCGCAUUGAGCCAGUACAUGACUCUUGCGGCUGAAAUUGCAACUACUGGAAUGGCUUUGAGGGACUUCGUUUCAAAUAUCCCAGCUGAUGGUGAUGCGGCUUCUCGAAUUGCGAAGGAUGCCAGUGGACACCUCUUGUCAUCAAUCCUCUUGUCUUGCAAGCGGUUGUGGCAACAGCUUGAGAAGGCCAGGCUUGUAGAAGCCGAUCAGCCGGGGACUUUGAAAGGCGAGUUGAGCUUUGUCAAUCUAUUUGACAAAGAACUUGAGAGCGACCUGUGGUUGGACAUGUGCAAGCUCCAGAUGGCCAAAGCCAAGGAGAGUCUCAAUCUGGCCUUGGCAGAGUUCAAGAAGAUCUCGAAGGGCUACUCAGAGGAAUCUACGUCGUGGAAGAAAGAUGUCACUGAAGCCAUGGAGGUGAAAGCAGUGAUUGAGAUUGCAGAGAAAUCGAUCCUCUGUAUGCCAGCAGCUCAAGUUCAAUCCAAAUUGGAGAUGUGCAACAAGGCUUCGGCUUGUUUUGCAACCUGUUUUGCAACCUACCCAACAACAUAUGAAUAUUAACACUGAGUACUGUAGAUAGCAGGCUGAAAUCACCUCAUUUACUAAUAUAUUAUAUAUUAUAUUAUAUAUAUAGUCAU
Messenger RNA from Durusdinium trenchii, 1037 nucleotides. The record is from the annotation of a GenBank genome assembly. Lineage: Eukaryota; Dinophyceae; Suessiales; Symbiodiniaceae.